Molecule: messenger RNA, 534 nt
Organism: Salvia splendens (bonfire salvia)
Lineage: Eukaryota; Viridiplantae; Streptophyta; Magnoliopsida; Lamiales; Lamiaceae
Product: abscisic acid receptor PYL12
Exons: 1
Coding region: 7-534 (175 amino acids)
Biological process (GO): abscisic acid-activated signaling pathway
Cellular component (GO): cytoplasm; nucleus
Molecular function (GO): abscisic acid binding; protein phosphatase inhibitor activity; signaling receptor activity
Source: RefSeq, a predicted model, not a curated record
CUAAAAAUGCGAAAUGAUGAAUAUCGAGGCAAUUCCGCAACAGAGAAAAUGAUCUCUCUUCACCACAGUCACAAUCCGAAGCCAAAUCAAUGCACUUCUUUAGCGGUGCAAAGGGUAGGCGCCCCACUUCCUCUCGUUUGGUCAAUACUACGUCGUUUCGACCAGCCCCACGCCUACAAGAAGCUCGUGAAGAAGUGCACCAUCCUGGGCGGCGGAGGCGUGGGGAGCGUGAGGGAGGUGGCGCUGGUCUCCGGCAUGCCGGGGAGGAUGAGCCGAGAGCGGCUGGAUCGGCUCGAUGAGGAGAAUCACGUGAUGAUCUACACCGUGAUUGAAGGAGAUCAGCGGCUGGAGAAUUAUCAGUCCACAACCACCGUGCAUGAGGCGGAGGACGGCGGCAGCGGAGCGGUGGUUAUCGAGAGUUACGUGGUGGAUGUGCCGGAGGGAAAUACGGAGGAGGAGACCCGGAUUUUUGCCGAUACCGUUUUAGGCUGCCAUCUUCGCUAUUUGGCAUAUCUUAGUGAGAAAUUAGCUUGA